AUGCCGAUCGCGGCCCUUCCCCAGACCACCGUUCGAGCAAUUGGCUCAACUUCUGUCAUCUCAGACCCCGGCUCCAUUGUCAAGGAGUUGCUGGAGAACUCUCUUGAUGCACACGCAACUGCAGUAUUUAUAGAAAUUUCCCAGAACACGGUGGACGUGAUCCAGGUAAAGGACAAUGGACAUGGAAUUCCCCCGGAAGAUCAUCCUUUUGUCUGCAGACGCGCCUUCACUAGCAAGAUUAAAACAGUCGAGGAUCUGAGCAAACUCGGCGGAAAGUCGCUAGGCUUCAGAGGUGAAGUGUUGGCCAGUGCUGCUGAAGUUUGCGGAGGAGUGACGGUCACAACUAGAGUUGAAGCGGACCCCGUUGGCACCUGCAUCAAAUAUGGGAGAAAUGGCGAGCUCAUCAGGUACGUUACCCGGAAGGAUGCGUCGGGCGUGCUGACAUAUUGGAGCACUCAACGUGCCUCGCACCCAGUUGGUACAACGGUCCGAGUAACGGAUCUCUUCAAGCAGAUACCAGUCCGGAGGCAAACGGUACUGAAAAGUACCGCAAAGACAAUAGCCAAUAUCAAGAAAAUCAUACAGUCGUAUGCUAUCGCUCAACCCACUAUAAGGCUCUCAUUGAAGGUUCUUAAAGCUACUAGCGAAAGGGCGAACUGGGUCUACGCCCCUGGAAAGCAUGCCGCGCUUAUGGACGCAGCACGCAAAGUUACCGGUACUGAGGUCACCUCCGCUUGCAUAAUCAAGCAGUGGCCAUGUGGAAACGAGUCAGAUGAGGGAUCUGGGAGUGUAAAUGACUCUUCAUUUCAGCUGAUCGCCCUACUUGCAAAUCCUGAAUCAGAUUUUUCAAAAGUGAACAACGCGAGACAGUUUUUCAGUGUGGACGGUAGACCUCUCUCAGCAUCUCGGGGCAUUGGACAGGAGAUCUCAAAACUGUACAAGUCUUACCUACGAGCGGCUGCUUCGGGUAGCGGCCGUUUCUCGAAUAUAUCGGAUCCAUUCCUUUGCUUGCAAAUCCGUUGCAAGGAAAGCUGUUACGACGUGAAUAUUGAACCGGCCAAGGACGAUGUUUUAUUUGAGAAUCGGCAAAAUGUUCUUUCGCUUGCAGAAGAUCUCUUUCGGGAUGUCUACGGUAAAAACCCUGAUGGGGCUGAGGAACGCAAAAGUGCCUCCAAAGGGAAGGAAAGGGUGGUAAACAACGACGCCUUCGAACUCCUCUUAGCUCGUAAAGACUCCACUGAAUGUUCCAUCGAAACCGUGACUGAGGGUAACGAUCCACCAAGCUUCGUCACAGCUAGCUCGCUUUUUCACAUGAGGAGCAGCCAGAAGAAUGGCCGACACGAACAGCGAUUAUUCGGCGAUGGAAGUCCAAGUGCGUCCGGUCAUACGAGAACCAGAGAUUUGGAGGGUCUCAAUCCAUGGUCAGUGACACGACUGUAUGCCCCUUCUGGCGCUUCAUCCCACAGAACUCCGUCAAGGGGUCCAAUAGGGUCCGCAAGGCUGCCACCUGAGGCGCAGGAACUGGAAUACAGGUCUUCGACCGAUACAUCACCGUUGGGCUUAGCAAGUUCCGCUUCGGCGAGUGCGUCGACACCUCAUUCGGAUCGGCUGUCCCGCUCCCCAAUUGAGUCUCGUUCUUCUGCUUCGGUCUCCGAUGUCACGCAAACCUCGCCAAUCACGCCAUUGACCGGUUCGUCCGUACGAUUAAGAGCUUCAAGGCAGCGCGACAGAGAGCGAUACGGUAACGGUGCUCUGGAUACGUGGUUCUUGAAGACCACACAAGCAUCACUUCGUCAAGAGCCGGUUGAGCAGCGUCCGGAAAACGAAGAUGAUGAGACUCCGUUGUCGCAGCUAGCGCAGCAUCGAUUUGCACAACGUGAAAGUCCCCCGGUCACAUCCGACACAACGACCCCUCGGAGCAUUUCUCAUGUGGCUUCAAGAAGUCCGGGACCGUCUGAGCAGGUUACGAGCACGGUCGAAUCGUCAGUCAUCAGCCGGAGUGGUGCUUCAGAGCCUGCGCCGAGACGGCUGGACCAGUGGUCUGCAAAUCUGCACCGACUGGCGAAUGCUGACCAUAACCCCGACCUGGAAAAGGCACUUGAUUUUGAGAAGCGCAAGAGAGAAGCGAUCACGAAGCUGCGGGAGAAGAGGAAGAAUGCGCUAGCCGGAAAUUCGCCCCAUAUGAGCAGAUAUCUUGCUGCCAAAGCUGCUUUGAAUCCCGAAGUCAAUAACAGCACUGCCAAGUCGGAGUCAUCGGUCUCUGAAACUGACAACCCAAGGUCUCGUCUGAACCCACAUGAUCCGAGGUCUUAUCUCAUGCGCAAUAAGGGCUCGCAUGAUCACAGGAGGCUUGCUUCAGAUCCGGCCAAAGUCCGACGGAUCCAAACAAACAAGUUACCAUUCGAGAAGAUAGCCGAGGGGUGCGAAUUGCAUGACUUAUGCCUGGUACAGCCUGCAGCCAUCCCCCUGAUCUCCAAGCCUUUCCGCGACUUAUAUGAAUACGAUCUAUAUAUACGAGAGGAAGAUAGUUUUGCAGGUUUUACCGCCGCGGAUCUGCAAUUCCUAAGCUUAUGGGAGGGUCAACUGUCCUCGUUAAUCAAGCGAAACUUUCGAACCACACAAGGUUCAGAUAACCCUUCCAUUCAGAUAAACCUUUCCGAUCUACAUCAGCAUCUGGGCGAUCUUGAUAUGGGUAGAUCAUCUGCGUCUGCAUGA
Messenger RNA from Aspergillus thermomutatus, 2715 nucleotides. RefSeq names its product putative DNA mismatch repair protein. Lineage: Eukaryota; Fungi; Ascomycota; Eurotiomycetes; Eurotiales; Aspergillaceae. Gene Ontology annotation, molecular function: ATP binding; ATP-dependent DNA damage sensor activity; ATP hydrolysis activity. Gene Ontology annotation, biological process: mismatch repair. The transcript is spliced from 2 exons. Gene Ontology annotation, cellular component: MutLalpha complex. The record is from RefSeq and is a predicted model, not a curated record. The coding region runs from base 1 to 2715 and encodes 904 amino acids.